AUGCUUCUCUCUCAGACCCGGGGCCGUGUGCCCUCUGUUCUCCGGAGCUUCUCCCGCCGCUCCCUCUCUACCACCAUCCCCAGAUACACCGCCGAUAAGGAUGACUCUGCUCUCAACAAGGUGUCCCGCAAUGUCACACAGCCCAUCUCGCAGGGUGCCUCCCAGGCCAUGCUGUACGCCACGGGUCUUACCGAGGCGGACAUGAACAAGGCUCAGGUCGGUAUCUCGUCGGUCUGGUACAAUGGCAACCCCUGCAACAUGCAUCUGCUCGAUCUCAGCAACCGCGUUCGCGAAGGAGUCCAGAAGGCUGGUCUGGUUGGCUUCCAGUUCAACACGGUCGGUGUCAGUGAUGCCAUCAGCAUGGGCACCAAGGGCAUGCGCUUCUCCCUGCAGAGCCGUGACCUGAUUGCCGACUCCAUCGAGACCGUCAUGGGUGGUCAGUGGUACGACGCCAACAUCAGUAUCCCCGGUUGCGACAAGAACAUGCCCGGUGUGCUCAUGGCCAUGGGCCGUGUCAACCGCCCCAGUUUGAUGGUGUAUGGUGGUACCAUCAAGCCCGGCUGCGCCAAAACCCAGAACAACGCCGACAUCGACAUUGUCUCGGCCUUCCAGGCGUACGGACAGUUCCUGACUGGCGAGAUCACCGAGCCCCAGCGCUUCGACAUCAUCCGUAACGCCUGCCCCGGCGGUGGUGCUUGCGGUGGUAUGUACACUGCCAACACCAUGGCCACCGCCAUCGAGGUCAUGGGUAUGACCCUGCCUGGCUCGUCGUCCAACCCCGCUGAGUCUAAGGCCAAGGACCUUGAGUGCUUGGCUGCUGGUGAGGCCAUCAAGCGCCUGCUGAAGGAGGAUAUCCGUCCCUCAGACAUCCUGACCCGCCAGGCCUUCGAGAACGCCAUGAUUGUGGUCAACAUCACCGGUGGCUCCACCAACGCCGUACUUCACUUGAUCGCCAUUGCCGACUCCGUCGGCAUCAAGCUGGACAUCGAGGAGUUCCAGAAGGUCUCGGACCGCACCCCCUUCCUGGCGGACCUCAAGCCCUCCGGCAAGUACGUCAUGGCCGAUCUGUACGACAUCGGCGGAACUCCUGCUCUGCUCAAGUUCCUGCUCAAGGAGGGCGUCAUCGACGGCUCCGGCAUGACCGUCACCGGUGAGACCCUGGCCAAGAACUUGGAGAAGGUGCCCGGCUUCCCCGAGGACCAGAAGAUCAUCCGUCCUUUUUCGAACCCCAUCAAGAAGACUGGCCACAUUCAGAUCCUGCGCGGCUCCCUGGCCCCCGGCGGCAGUGUUGGCAAGAUCACCGGUAAGGAGGGUACCCGCUUCGUUGGCAAGGCCCGCGUCUUCGACCACGAGGACGACUUCAUUGCCGCUCUCGAGCGCAACGAAAUCAAGAAGGAGGACAAGACCGUUGUCGUCAUCCGCUACACCGGCCCUAAGGGUGGGCCCGGCAUGCCUGAAAUGCUCAAGCCCUCCUCCGCCCUGAUGGGCGCCGGCCUCGGCUCCUCCUGCGCACUCAUCACCGACGGUCGUUUCUCCGGCGGCUCCCACGGCUUCCUGAUUGGCCACAUCGUCCCCGAGGCCGCCGUCGGCGGCCCCAUCGGCCUCGUCCAGGACGGCGACAUCAUCACCAUCGACGCCGAGAAGCGCAUCCUCGACCUCGACGUCCCCGAGCCCGAGCUCGCCCAGCGCAGAAAGGAUUGGGAGGCCGCCAAGGCCGCCGGCAAGUUGCCCCAGACCGGUCUCACCAUGAGAGGUACCCUGGGCAAAUAUGCCAGAACCGUCAAGGAUGCCAGCCACGGCUGCAUUACUGAUUAUAUAGAAUAA
Molecule: messenger RNA, 1824 nt
Organism: Aspergillus clavatus NRRL 1
Lineage: Eukaryota; Fungi; Ascomycota; Eurotiomycetes; Eurotiales; Aspergillaceae
Gene: ilv3
Product: dihydroxy-acid dehydratase ILV3
Exons: 4
Coding region: 1-1824 (607 amino acids)
Biological process (GO): branched-chain amino acid biosynthetic process
Cellular component (GO): mitochondrion
Molecular function (GO): dihydroxy-acid dehydratase activity
Source: RefSeq, a predicted model, not a curated record